This is a messenger RNA of Drosophila biarmipes, 2358 nucleotides long. Its product is annotated as phospholipid scramblase 1. Bases 869 to 1864 code for a protein of 331 amino acids. Gene Ontology annotation, biological process: plasma membrane phospholipid scrambling. The transcript has 4 exons. Gene Ontology annotation, molecular function: phospholipid scramblase activity. Gene Ontology annotation, cellular component: plasma membrane. Lineage: Eukaryota; Metazoa; Arthropoda; Insecta; Diptera; Drosophilidae. The record is from RefSeq and is a predicted model, not a curated record.
GUGCCUCAGAAAUAUCAGCUAUUCAUAUCUAGUCCACCUUGAUAAGAUUAUUUCAAGUGAGGAGCAGCGGUAUAGGGUAUCUUCAUACAUAAUCUUGUUGAUUUUAUAGGUUGUCAUAGGCUCAAAGUGCUAUCGAACUUUGAUGAAUCAAUUCCAAGUUGUUGAGACUUAGUACUAAUCUCUAUUGCCAUUUAGUAAGCUGACUCAUAUAUUGACAAUGUGUCAAAUAUUUUGUGAUUAUGCUGAGUACUUUCAAACAUUAACAACUUUGAGAUAAGGAUUUGAGGGCUCCAGAUUUUAAUGGGUUUUUGCUUCCUGAUUUUCGAUCAAACUUCCUGCUUUUCAUAUCUGACUUUACAUCUUAUAUGAUCUACGUAUGCCACCGAAUCAAAACAAGGCGCAUCUCUGUGUGCUCCGCGAGUCAUUGCCCCGCGAUUGAGAUAAUGUCCAAUCAGUUGUCCUAAGAUUUCUCAGGGAGCAACCACUGAACCCAUCGUCCCAGAUAGAGGUAGCCCGCCAAGAUCGGCGGAGAACAAAGCGUGCCCAAAUGCAAAGUGGGGUGCAAACAUUUACGUAGUCACUUCGGGGAGUGUUAGAGAUUUGAGGCUUUGGGGUUUUUGGACCGUUUGUGAGUGAUUAUCUGUGUUUUUUUGUUUACACGUGCGUCGGAUCCGUCCGAAAUGCUGAGAAAACCCUGGCAGAGCUUUGGCGCUUAUCGGAAUGCGGAGCAUCCGCCUUAAUUGAACCAAUAAAGUAAUACAAAGCGGCAUUUAAAACGCCCGUCGCCGUGGAAGGCGUUGAUUUUCCGCCGACGAGCAGUUAGUUCAUCUCUGUGCAGCAGAGCAGUUGGUCGUGUCGUGUCUAGAGAAUGUCCACCGAAAACCCAGCGAACUGCGUUUCCACGCUGGACCUGAGUGGCGAGAGCCGAGGCCACUCGGAGGACUCCCAUGGCAGGGGCGUGAGGAGUGGCUCCAAGGUGCUGCGCAUCAUCUGGCACUCGCUCUACAGCCAGUACAGCCAGCUCUGCUCGAGGUCCCAGACCCUGAGGCAACUGGUCUGCCGGGAGGCCAACAAGCCACUGCCCAAGAAGCUCAGGCACACCAUGCGGCUGAACAAGUCGGCCAAGCGGAAGGGCUACGAGUUCUACAUCAGCGACGAGGACAGAAGUAUACCUACCGGAAUUCCGAACUGUCCGCGCGGAUUGGAGUACCUUACGACUAUCGACCAGCUUUUAGUUAAGCAGAAGGUCGAGCUGCUCGAGGCCUUCACCGGCUUCGAGACCAACAACAAGUUCACUAUCAAGAACGCCCUGGGUCAGAAGGUCUAUUUCGCGGCGGAGGACAACGACUGCUGCACCCGCAACUGCUGCGGUCCCUCGCGUCCCUUCGACAUGCGGGUCUUCGACAACUUCCAGCAGGAGGUCAUCCACAUGCACCGGCCGCUGGCCUGCUCCUCCUGCCUGUUUCCCUGCUGCCUGCAGAGCAUCGAGGUGUCGGCCCCGCCCGGCAACGUCAUCGGCACCAUCGAGCAGGAGUGGUCCAUCUGCUCGCCCUCGUUCCGGAUCCUCAAUCACCUGGGCGACACGGUGAUGCGCAUCGAAGGACCCUUCUGCACCUUUUCGCUCUGCGGCGACGUUGAGUUCAAUGUUGUUUCGCUCACGGGCGAGAAGGUGGGCAAGAUUUCGAAGCAGUGGUCGGGCCUGGCGAGGGAGAUCUUCACGGAUGCCGACUUCUUUGGCAUCAGCUUCCCCCUGGACCUGGAUGUGCGCAUGAAGGCCGUGCUGCUGGGCGCCACAUUCCUGAUUGACGCCAUGUUCUUCGAGAAGUCUGGAAACCAAGAAACCGACAGACCCGGCAUGUUAUAGGGAUCCGGUGGUGGCUUGUUUUGCGAUGAUUUAUGCCUAGCGGGUGGAUGUUGCACCGAUUGCACCGAUUGCAACUGUGACGAUUGCUGCGAUUGCGGCGAUUGUGGUGACUGUGGCGAUUGCGGCGAUUGUGAUUGUGACCCUUAAAUGUUGUACAUGAUUUUGAGUUGCCGCCUUAUCCAAAUAUCUUCCUUGUGAACUGUCGCUUACUAGUCUUCUGUACCAAAUGCUUAUUGAUGACAAUGGAAUCGUAGUAAUGGAACUCCUUGUGAAACAAUCUGAAAAUCAAACCUUUCAACUCAGGCUUCCUUCGAAGGGACAUUGCCAGGAUAUGAAACUAAGUUUAAGUUAUGAAGCAUUUUUUGCUAUUUCGCCUCAUCAACGAAUUAUAUUGAACGACAAAUGUGCUUCAUUCAUGAAUUUAUAACGAUGCACACUGAAGCAAAAACUAACUAACGAACUAUUCGUUAUUAAACCAUGUACUUUAAACUGUA